Molecule: messenger RNA, 2065 nt
Organism: Dermacentor silvarum
Lineage: Eukaryota; Metazoa; Arthropoda; Arachnida; Ixodida; Ixodidae
Exons: 6
Coding region: 1070-1927 (285 amino acids)
Source: RefSeq, a predicted model, not a curated record
GCUCGUUCACACCGGAGGCGGAGCGGCAAAGCGGCCAAGCGGGCUUUUCAAAGCGGCGAGGCGGCGACCGCGCGUACUUGUUCAGACCGCACGGCUCUCUUGGCUGCCCGCGCGGCCGAAGAGGCGGGUCAUCUCGCGGUUUUGCGCGCGCGUGUCGCCAUCUCGUGGCACCCUCUGUCUCUACCCUCGCCACCCGAGCGCCAGUGUACUCGAGCCGGCUGCUGAGAUCUCGCGCCAUAUCUGACUGCUGCUUCGCGUGCUGACGCCUGUGAUACCUGUGAUGAGUUCAGACGAAGAGGAUAUGCUCGGCCUUUUAACGGUCGCGUCCCUGCUGGCGCACCAUGAACGGCUGGAAGCGCAAGAAAAUACACGCCGCCAACGUCGCUGGUGGGUCCGUCCCGCCCUGCAACAGCGAGCUGCAAUGGGCCAUGCGGACGUUUUGUUGCCGCACCUUCGGUCUCGCGACAUAGAGUACUACAGAGAGUGAGUACCCAUCAUGAACUAAUGAGAGUUCACUUAGUGUUUUAGUGAUGUGUGCAACUGUAAAUAAUAAGUUGUACGUGUUUUUCAUGGUGUCUGGCACAUGUGUUUAUUCUGCAGCUAUUUGAGGAUGUCCCCGAGCUGCUUCGACACUCUGUUGGAAAUGCUCGGGCCAAGGAUCAAGAAGAGUGAUACGAACUACCGAAAGGCAAUCCCUGCAGAACACCGGCUAGCUCUAGCAGUCAGGCAAGGGUGGUUCAUAUCAGACGCAUUUUGCGCGUUUAAGUGCUUGUAUUUUUACGUCAUGCAUAGAAAUGAUUGUUUUAUCGUCAUCGUGCAAAGCGACUUAACAGGGCUGUUGCCGAGCAGUUUUUAAUUUAGCGAUGUCUGUUGCCUCAGGUUCUUGGCGGCAGGGGAGACGCUACGCUCGUCGUCGUUUAAUUUUCUGUCGGGCAGAUCGACGGCCUGUGUCAUCGUCUCUGAAGUAUGCCAGGCGAUUUGGGACAUACUUGGACCCAUAUACGUGGCACUUCCGUCAACUCAGAAUGAAUGGUCAAAGGUUGCGAGAGACUUCGAAGAGAAGUGGGAUAUGCCACACUGCCUGGGUGCCAUAGACGGUAAACAUGUGAACGUGGAGUGCCCAGCAAACUCGGGAAGCCGAGACAGGAACUACAAGGGUUCAUUCAGUAAAUCAGUGAUGGCAAUUAGUGAUGCAAACUACAGCUUCCUGUAUGUUGAGGUUGGCCACAACGGAAGCGAGUCAGAUGGUGGCAUAUUCAGUAGAAGCAAACUGCAACCCAUGGUGGUUGAUGGCACUCUUGGAGUUCCGCCAGACACAAGCCUUGGAACAAUUGGCAACGUCCCGUAUUUUUUUGUUGGUGACGAGGCAUUUCCUCUAAAGACAUACAUGAUGCGGCCAUAUUCUAAGAAAAGUCUUCAUUCUAUUCUCACUGGGAGCACCACAGCUUCCACAGCCCAAUCCUCCACUACACAAAGCAGUGCAACCAGCCAAUUUGAGGAGCUGCACCAAAAGAGGAUAUUUAAUUAUAGGUUGAGCAGGGCUCGUAGAGUAGUCGAAAAUGCUUUCGGUAUACUCGCUCAGAAAUGGCGAAUUCUUCGUCGCCCCUUUAAAGCUAAAGAAGAAAACAUCAAAAAAAUUGUGUCUGCCUGUGUGGCUUUGCAUAACUUCCUUCUGAAGGAGUCGCCUGCUUCGCGAACUAUGUACUGUCCUCCAGGCACCACAGACAGUGAAGACUGGCAAGGCAACCGAACAGAUGGGAGCUGGAGAAGCGAUGGUGUAGUCAACGGUGCACUGGCUACAUUACCCGGCACAGGUUGCAACUCGGCAAGGCUUGCUUAUGCCAUUCGCGAUAAGCUGUGCAGACAUUUCAUAACAGAGGACAGGCUGCCAUGGCAGGUGAAGCAUGUGAAAGACUGCAGAUGGUAACCAGACAAAACUGUCAGUCGUUGCAGCUCGACGACCACUUCUCUCGGAUGAGCUGCUGCCACACUUCUCCAGGUCCACUGCAUCAUCUUCAAAGAUGUCGUUCCACAAAAACUCGUCUUCGACGUUGUCUUUGCUUGU